Messenger RNA from Salvelinus sp. IW2-2015, 679 nucleotides. RefSeq names its product thioredoxin, mitochondrial. Lineage: Eukaryota; Metazoa; Chordata; Actinopteri; Salmoniformes; Salmonidae. Gene Ontology annotation, molecular function: protein-disulfide reductase activity. The record is from RefSeq and is a predicted model, not a curated record. Gene Ontology annotation, cellular component: mitochondrion. Gene Ontology annotation, biological process: cell redox homeostasis.
UAAACAUGAGACCCACAAAUAAUCUGUGCGUCCUCUUAUCUGAACUGUAAACGGAAGUACUUCAUACAGUACGAUAGUGUACAGAACGAUGGCUCACCGGCUGUUAGUCCGUAGAAUUUGGACCCUCUCAGUAAAAGACCUUCGCUGUCUCCCGGCCUCCACCUCCUCCUUCUCUACCUCCAUGCGUUCCUCCACUACCCCUCUAUCCUUCAUUUCCCCCAAACGCACUCUGCCCCGCUCCCUGCCCCACACUUCCCGCAGAGAGGUCUCCUUCAAUGUGCAGGACCAUGAGUACUUCACAGAGAGAGUCAUCAACAGUGACCUGCCUGUGCUUAUUGACUUCCAUGCCCAGUGGUGUGGUCCCUGCAAGAUACUGGGGCCAAGAUUAGAGAAAGCUGUCGCCAAACAGAAAGGCAAAGUUGCCAUGGCAAAGGUCGACAUAGACGAUCACACAGACUUGGCCAUUGAAUAUGGGGUAUCGGCGGUCCCCACGGUAAUCGCCAUGCGAGGAGGCGACGUCAUCGACCAGUUUGUGGGAAUCAAAGAUGAUGAGGCGCUGGACUCGUUUGUCAGCAAGCUUGUUGGACAAUGAACAUGUCAAUCACAUCCCUGUGAUCCAACCCCUUAUGACCCCAUUGUUGUCUGAGCCUGGUCUGGUCCUCAACGCUGCACGGCCAUG